UGGUCGUUGAUUUUGUCCGUUUGUCAUGCUUCGCUUUUCGAGGAAUUCUCUGCGAAAAAGAAGUUAUCAAUGACAGUUUGCGGUUUUCGCCAGCGUUCGAGGACAUGCUGUCCUGUCGGGUUUGGAAGUCCUUUUGUUUGUGACCGAGAGUGAACUCCUUAUCCUGACGAGUUUUAGCAGAAGUCGUGAGUUUGGACUUCUGGGUUGCGUUCAGCUUCUUGCCCUUAGUUAUCGUCACCGUCUGUGUUAUGGCUUAAAGUGAUUCUUUUUCCCUGCGCCAAGCAAUCCCAAAGGCUACUCCUUUUCUUUUUUUUGGCCAGAUAAAAAAAGUGUACUUUGGGUUGCACGUUAGUCGUGUGAUGGUGAGACGCAAAAAAUUACCCUUGAAAUAAAAAAGUAAUAUCAACACAUGUUGAAAGAGCGGCAGUUGAGCAUUAAUGGUGAAUAACAUGCUGUGCUUUGGUACAGAUACGGCAAACCUAAGGCAUUGUGCUGUGCAUUCAGGGAAGAAUGGAUCAGGUGGAGCUUGGUAGGCAUACUAUAAAGUCGCAUGGAGCGGCGCUUGCAAAAAAUCACAUGCACGACUGGCUUAUAUUGCUGUUGCUCGCACUCCUAGAGGUCAUGCUUUACAUCAUCCAUCCGUUUUACCGCUUUGUGGGGAAAGAUAUGAUGACGGAUCUUAGAUAUCCAAUGAAAAGAAACACGGUGCCUAUCUGGGCCGUUCCUGUGUAUGCUGUUCUGUUACCAAUUUCCGUCUUCCUUCUUGUCUACGUGCGUAGGAGGGAUGUUUAUGAUCUGCACCAUGGAAUUUUAGGGGUUUUGUAUUCAGUGCUAAUUACUGGGGUGAUUACGGAUUCAAUAAAGAAUGCGACUGGUCGGCCUCGACCCGACUUCUUUUGGCGUUGCUUUCCAGACGGAAUCGAAGUAUACGACAAGUUGGGAAAUGUCGUGUGUCAUGGCAAGGAGCUGAUUAUAAGGGAAGGGUACAAGAGUUUCCCAAGUGGCCAUGCCUCCUGGUCCUUUGCGGGCUUAGGUUUUCUGUCGCUGUACUUAUGCGGCAAAAUUAGAGUAUUUGAUCGGAAAGGGCACAUAGCCAAGUUGUGCAUCAUUUUCCUUCCUCUACUACUCGCAUCUCUCGUCGCGGUCUCACGAGUGGACGACUAUUGGCACCACUGGCAAGAUGUUUUUGCGGCAGGUUUUAUGGGGCUCAUUGUAGCAGCUUUCUGUUAUCAUCAGUUUUUUCCUCCACCAUAUGACGACGAAGGAUGGGGCCCUUAUGCGUACUUCCGAGCGUUGGAAGAGAUGCAUACCAACUCAAACUCGGCCCCUCCCCCAAACGGGAUCUCUAUACAGGCGAUGGAGGCUCAGGCCACGAAUCUCCAGGCAAGAACGUACAGGAACCCGGUGUUGUCGCCUGAGGCUCGGGAGGAAAGGUCGCCAUUUGAUGAUGUUGAAUGUGGGAGGAGAUGAUUUUGCGGGUGGGUAUAUGCAUUUGUACGUGUGGGUUGUGUGUAUAUAUGUCCUUAAAUGGAAAGAUCUUUGUGGGGUUAGAUUUGGCUAAACCACUGAUGCUGGGUUGUGCUAAUUGUACCUUAAGGAGAUGAGUCUGUGGGAGAUAGGAUAAAUCUCUGGAUGUUAUCUGGCAAAGUUAUGACUGCUUUUAGGGAACCACUCUACCCAGUUUCAAGUUAUUGUGGCUUUAAA
Molecule: messenger RNA, 1704 nt
Organism: Syzygium oleosum
Lineage: Eukaryota; Viridiplantae; Streptophyta; Magnoliopsida; Myrtales; Myrtaceae
Product: lipid phosphate phosphatase 2-like
Exons: 8
Coding region: 511-1470 (319 amino acids)
Biological process (GO): phospholipid metabolic process
Molecular function (GO): phosphatidate phosphatase activity
Source: RefSeq, a predicted model, not a curated record